Messenger RNA from Exophiala oligosperma, 2302 nucleotides. RefSeq lists its product as uncharacterized. Gene Ontology annotation, molecular function: 3-dehydrosphinganine reductase activity. NCBI's taxonomy places the organism in Eukaryota, Fungi, Ascomycota, Eurotiomycetes, Chaetothyriales, Herpotrichiellaceae. The record is from RefSeq and is a predicted model, not a curated record. Gene Ontology annotation, biological process: sphingolipid biosynthetic process. Gene Ontology annotation, cellular component: endoplasmic reticulum membrane. The transcript has a single exon. The coding region runs from base 121 to 1200 and encodes 359 amino acids.
CACACGCAGUACGAAUACGUGAGAUGCGAGUUGCUUCCCCUGACGAACGGUGCGCCUUAAACUCGGCAAGGCUUUGAUCCUCUCUCCUCCCUCCUCCUGAUCCUCCCUUCGCUCCCAGAAAUGAGUACUAGUCUCACAUAUACGUCCCUGAGCACUCUCGCAGUGGCCGCGCUGAGCUUCGUCGUCUUCAAAAUGCUGUUCUCAAGGAAGAAUCAAUUCCCUACUGAUGGCCUCACGGCCAUUGUCACAGGUGGCUCGCAAGGCAUGGGCCUUUCUAUAGCGGAAGAACUCUCCAGCAGAGGCGCAAACGUGGUGAUCGUCGCGCAGGACAAGGGCAAACUGGCAAGGGCCGUCGACACGAUUCGCGCAAAGGCACUCAAACCACAGCAAAAGUUCCUCGACCUCUCCUUUGACCUGCGAUCGCCCGAGUCUGCGCCUAGGAUCAUCGAACAAGUCACGCAAUGGAACAAUGGACAAGCACCGGACAUGGUCUUCUGCUGUGCAGGCAACUGCCAGCCCGCUUUCCUCGCGGAUGCGAGCGUCGAGACACUGCGAGGACAAAUGGACACAAUCUACUGGUCCUCGGUAUACAUGGCGCACGCAACCUUGAAUCUGUGGAAGCGACCUUCAGUCCCAGAGAACAAGCUACGCGUUAACCCGCCCACGCGACAUAUCGUCUUCACAUGCAGCACGCUCGCUUUCCUCCCAGUCGCCGGCUACUCGCCUUAUUCUCCUGCAAAGGCCGCAAUGAAGGCCAUGGCCGACGGUCUAAAUCAAGAAGUGGCAGUCUACAAUGGUUCUCGGUUGGGUUCUGGUCCUGCUCCUGACGCAGACGUUGCGGUCCAUAUCGUAUUUCCUUGUGGCAUCAUUUCCCCCGGCUUCGAGAACGAGAACAAGAUCAAACCGGAGCUCACCGUCAUGCUUGAGAAAGAUGACAAGCCACAACUACCAGACGAGAUUGCGAAGAUUGUGCUCAACCGACUCGAUGCUGGCGACUUCAUGAUCAGCACGUUGUUACUGGGACAUUUGAUGAGGGGCAUAGGCAUGGCCAGCAGUGUGAGGAAGAACCUCAUGGAUGUUUUCUGGAACUGGGUGGGGUCUCUUGUCAUUAUCUUCGUCGCUCCUGACCUCAUUUCGAAAUGCCAAAAUUGGGGCAAACAGAGAGGAUUGGCGGCGACUGGACCUGCUCCUUCAAGUUGAACAUACUGUACACCACCCCUUCAAAUGUCCAGCUCUUCAGUCGCGUUCGAGGCCGGCUCUAUCAUGGCAUCCAGCAAAGCCUGCAGCUCGUUUUCUGUCAUCUGUUGGUCAAAGUUUUGAUCCAAAAAGAGCUCCGCGGCAACUUCAGCCGCUUCGAGUUCCGCUGCCUCGCUCACGGUCAACGCAGAACAUUGUGAGACCAGAUCCUCCCCCCUCCUCGCCCGCCGAGAAAGAUCCAAGGCUCGUUCAACAACUUCUUCGGGGAUACCAUUCAUUGCUGCACAUUGUGUACCAUAGGAGAGAUCGCUACAACCGAGUUGGAGAUUGUACAAAUAAGAGACUCUGCUUUGUUGCUCAGUCACUCUUUCGUCCGCGUUCUCAACCCGUACUUCCAUAUGUGCAAAGGAGAUAUUCUUCAAGGUUCCGAACAAAUUUGUUUCGAAGAUCUCGUGAAAAUGCGUUGCGACCAGAGCCUUUGGAGCCUGGGUGUUGAGAGACAAGAGAUGUAGAAAGACACCGGCGGCUAAACCAGCACCAUCGCACGUGUCGGUGCCUUUCCCAAAUUCGUCAAUCACUAUCAAACUCUUCCUCGUACACGAAUUCAGGGCCAUAGCAAUCUGCUGCAUAUCAAUCAUAAACGCAGACUGGACCUUGGAAACCGUCUCCCUGGUGGUGAGGCGCGUGAAGAUCUUAUCGGUGAUGCCGAUAGUCGCGGACUCUGCUGGGACAAAAGACCCGAUGUGAGCCAUGUAGACUGCCAAUGCCACCUGCUUCUGAUAGACCGACUUUCCAGAAUAGUUUGGGCCCGUCAGCAGCAGCAUACUUGGUCCGACCGGAGCGUGUUCAUCCUCGCCGCCGCCGCCCAAUAUGAAGGUGUCGUUAGGGACGAAAGACGGAACGCUCUUCUCCUGUAGCAGGUGUCUUCCUUUUUCAAUGUUUAUGACAUUGUGCUCUAUGAUCUUUGGGCGAGUCAACCUGUGCUCAUAUGCAGAAUGAACAAAUGCCAGGUUGCAAUCCAGCUCACCACAGAUGUCAGAUGCUUCUAUGAGAAAUUUCUCGUGCUCGAGAACCUUCUGCGCCAAGUCAUGGGCAAUUUCAAUUU